GCGAUAUUAAUCGCGAAUAAUUUGUGCACUCGACUAUAAAGCCCACUGGUUUAUUAGCAGCAAAACGACAGUUCAUCUACAGUUAUAAUUCAUCCAAUGCGGCGAGCAAUAGGAAGGAAGAUUAAAACGAAUACAGCGCCAAUGAAUCCAACAUUUCACGCACACCCGGGGUUGUGCAUCAUCGGAUAUUUCAAUAUUUACGUUAUAUUUCUGGGACUCACUCGAUUUCGGAUCGAUUUUGUUGCCCAGCGUGUUGUUCGAUCCCGUCUCGUGGCUUUCUAUGUAAUUUGCGUGAACAUCGCCACUUUGGUUUUUGUACCGAUCUCUUAUAUCUACGAAUCUAUUGACGCCUCCUCGAUUCUCAAUAACAAUUUGGAAACUUUCAGUGAGACGGUGAAUUUGCUGAUAAAUUCCGGCGCCAUAGCGGCCUCGGUACUAUUGCGUGGUCAGAGAGAGGGUAUACAUUUGAAAAUCGCUGAAUCGAUUAUUUCACUCGACCGGCGCUAUUUUAGUAAGAUGUGUGCUGACAAGUCGACCGACCAUGGAGCCGAUCGUCUGCUGUAUUUUAAAUUGUUUGCGCUCUCUCUGCAACUCGUAGCUCCACUUUACAAUUCCUUUUCGGCUGUCGAUGAAGUCGUCAUCAGCGAAGUACUGCAGACCUUUUACUACAGCUACUUGCAGAGUAUUUUGGCCGCUACUCACUCCAUGUAUUUUUAUUUUAUGUGGCUACUGCACAAGCGCUUCUGUUUGCUGAAUGGAAAAAUUAAAGACUUGCUACAUCAGCUGCAGCAGAUGCCAAUGAGAGGCGAACGGUGCGAAGUGGACAUCUUAGCGCAAAGGCAGUUAGAUGCUACUGAAGCGUUACUGGAAAUUUCGCAAAUACAUACGGACCUUAGUCGGCUGUUGGUGCGCCUGAAUGUAGACUACGAAAAGCAAAUUCUAGCUGUGCUACUGGCAAACCUUAUUGACAGCAUUUCUUUCGGUUAUUACUUGACCUUGGCGAUGGAUGGCUCAGUCGAUUGGGAGUUCGAUUUCGACGCAUUGCUUUUUUGCUCAUAUGCGGCCAUACUGUUUGUUGACUUGAAUUUGGUUUAUUGGAUUUCAGACAUGGCUAUGGCUGGGCAUAACAAAAUGGCGCAGAUAAUUUGUCAGUUGCAGAUAUUGCCGCCACUAGGCGAUGUCUUCGAGCAAGAGUGUGAAGUGUUCGUCUUGCUGCUGCAGCAGCGGAAAAUGGACAUCCGAGUUGCUGGCAUGUUUCGACUAAAUCGGCAAAGUGCGUUGGGGUUGUGGAUCUUUGUGCUCACGCAAGUUAUCAUCUUUAAACAAUUCGAUUUAGAGUCACAGCUAAGAAAAUCCAAGGAAAAUCCUCUACUGGAGCGGUUCAAUCAAUUUUUUCGAAUCGAAUAGGUGUGAAAAGAAAUGCCGGAUUUCGAAUAGAGCAAACAGACUAGCAGCAUGCUUUUUUAGAGAAUAAAAUACUAAAAUAUGGCAUACAGUGGCUUACAUGUAAUUAAGUGCGUUUAAGUUCUGAAUUUUUGUUAUAAAAACCACAUGAAAUUCCAAAAAUAACUAAUAACAAAGAACAUCAAAUUAAUUACGUAGUGGAAGAAACAAAAAACGCAUUAUACCCUUUUAAAACAAAA
Rhagoletis pomonella (apple maggot) is the source of this 1643-nucleotide messenger RNA. RefSeq names its product putative gustatory receptor 58a. Gene Ontology annotation, biological process: sensory perception of taste. Lineage: Eukaryota; Metazoa; Arthropoda; Insecta; Diptera; Tephritidae. The coding region runs from base 97 to 1407 and encodes 436 amino acids. The record is from RefSeq and is a predicted model, not a curated record. Gene Ontology annotation, cellular component: membrane. The transcript is spliced from 2 exons.